Molecule: messenger RNA, 4966 nt
Organism: Diospyros lotus (date-plum)
Lineage: Eukaryota; Viridiplantae; Streptophyta; Magnoliopsida; Ericales; Ebenaceae
Product: pentatricopeptide repeat-containing protein At5g39350
Exons: 1
Coding region: 59-2080 (673 amino acids)
Biological process (GO): RNA modification
Molecular function (GO): protein binding; RNA binding
Source: RefSeq, a predicted model, not a curated record
CUAAUAAAUGCUAAACCAAGCCUAAGGUGGUGCGGCAGGCAGCAGUUUUUCGGGAUUAAUGAAUGGCCGCACAUCACCGGUUGUGUCCAAAGCUAAGAACCUUCUCAGCGCCACCAGGGCCCAGUGCGAGUCGCUAUUCCGCCACUACGCCGCCGCCAAGUGUCUGGCGGAUACCAAGCGACUCCAUGCUGGCAUUAUCACAACUGGUCUCUUCUCCUCUCAUCCAUCCGCCCGCCUUGUUUCUGUCGUCUGCACGGCCUAUGCUGCGUGUGGCCAUGUUUUCCAUGCGCGGAAACUGUUCGAUGAAUUGUCUGAACCAAGUUUACUACUAUGCAAUACCGUGAUAAGAGCCUACGCUCACAAUGGUUUACCCUACGAGGCGCUCGGGCUCUUUGUUCAAAUGCUUGCAUCGGGGUGCUCUAGGCCGGAUAUGUACACGUAUUGUUUUGUUAUUAAGGCCUGCGGCGAUUUAUCGUUGCUUGAUUUGGGUGUCCCGGUUCAUGGUUUGGCGGUGACCAGCGGCGUUCACAUGUACACACUAGUGGGAAAUUAUCUGUUGGCAAUGUACAUGAAUUGUGGUAAGAAGGAGGUGGCCAGAAGGGUUUUUGAUACAAUGAAGGAGCGUGGCGUGGUUUCUUGGAACACUAUGAUCAGUGGAUAUUUUCAGAAUGGGAGUGCAGAUGAAGCUUUGCAGAUAUUCAAUAAAAUGGUGGAUUCAGGGGUGAAGCCAGACAGUGCUACCAUCGUUUCAGUUUUGCCAGCUUGUGGCCGCCUCAGGGAUUUGAAUUGCGGGAUGAAGGUUCAUAAAUUGGUGGAAGAGAAUGGUUUAGGAAGCAAAAUAUCUGUGAGCAAUGCACUGUUGGACAUGUAUGUCAAGUGUGGUAAUAUGAUUCAAGGACAGUUAGUUUUUGAUAAGAUGGAGCAGAGGGACGUGGUGACUUGGACUACCAUGAUCAACGGGUACAUUUUAAAUGGUGAUGCAAGAAAAGCAUUGAUGCUGUGUCCAUUGAUGCAAUUAGAAGGUGUAAGGCCCAAUUCAGUUACUGUGGCUUCUCUUCUUUCAGCAUGUGCCAGUUCGCACUUUUUGAAGCGUGGUCGGUGCUUGCAUGGAUGGGUUCUAAGACAAAAACUUGAAUCUGAUGUUUCUGUGGAAACUGCAUUAAUUGAUAUGUAUGCCAAAUGCAAUUGCCUUCAAAUUAGCCUCCAAGUGUUUGCAAGAACUUCAAGAAGAAGAACAGUCCCUUGGAAUGCAGUUCUAUCUGGUUCUAUUCAUAAUGGUUUGGCAGUGGAAGCAAUUCACCUUUUCAAAGAAAUGCUACUGGAAUCAGUAAUGCCUGAUACUGCAACCUUGAAUAGCCUCCUUCCUGCUUAUGCCAUUCUAGCAGAUUUGCAGCAAGCAAUGAACAUACAUGGUUUCGUAAUACGAUCAGGGUUUGUAUCUAAACUAGAAGUAGCCACUGGUUUGAUUGAUAUAUACCGUAAAUGUGGAAAUUUGGAGUUUGCUCACAAGAUAUUUAAUGGGAUUCCCACAAAGAACAAGGACAUUACUUGCUGGACUGCAAUCAUAGCAGGCUAUGGAAUGCAUGGAAACGGUAAUAUUGCUAUUUCUCUUUUCUAUCAAAUGGUUCAAUUGGGCAUUGAACCAAAUGAAAUCACUUUUACGUCUGUUUUGCAUGCUUGCAGCCAUGGUGGUUUAGUGGAUGAGGGUUUACACUUGUUCAAAUUCAUGCUUGAAGUUUGCAAAAUGACACCAAAUUUCGAACAUUACACUUGUAUUGUCGAUCUUCUUGGCCGUGCAGGUCGGUUGAAGGAUGCUUAUGAGCUAAUUAGAACAAUGCCCUUUGAACCUAACCAUGCUAUAUGGGGUGCAUUGCUUGGUGCUUGUGUGAUGUAUGAGAAUAUUGAACUAGGAGAACUGGCUGCAAAGUGGCUUUUUAAGUUAGAGCCAGGUAAUACUGGAAAUUAUGUGUUGAUGGCUAAUAUUUAUGCUGCUGCGGGGAGAUGGAAAGAUGCAGAGCAUAUGAGACAUAUUAUGAAAGAAAUUGGAUUAAGGAAAGAACCAGCUCAUAGUUUGAUAUAAGGUCAGAAGCAUUUGAAGCUGGUUUAGUUUCUGUCAUGGCAAAGGACAAAAGUGUUUGUCAGCUUCAACAGGAGCAUACCCAGAUUCUUCUUAAGACAGAAAAACUGAAAAUCAAUAUUCUUUAGAAGUGGAGGCUUGCACCAUAAAAAAGGGAAAACACUAGGAAGUGGAACCUUCUUACCCUGUCUAACAUCUUUUGAAACUAGAUAACUUGUUGACACAUUGUAUUAAUGGUUGAAGGUGGCUUUGAGUUGUCUGAUUGCUCUCUUUACUCUGCUUCGUCAAGUUUUUCCCUUUCCUUGUACCAAAACCCUGCCUCUCCACCUCCCAAAAAUGAAAUAGAAAAGGGGAAAAAAAAAAAAAGACAUGCACAACAACAACAACAGGGACAUUAAUACAGUAAACACUGCUUUUGUACAGCAGUAGGCAUGUUUAUUAAAAUUACUAAUUGAUAAAUCCAGUUCAAGCUGGAGAGACGCAUCUGUGAAUUCCAGUUGAGUGCAAUUGAGGUGGAUUUAGUUAACUUCAUAAGUGUUCUCAUUACAUGGGUUUGAGUUAGUUUACAGAUGAAGAUUCUUCUGUUGCCGUGUCAUUUUUUUUAUUGAACGAGUUCAUCUGGAGAUCAUAAUCACCAUUUGAAAAUUGAGUGUGGCUUAGAAGAUCAGAAGGUUUGUACAGUUGCAUUCAGGUAUGAUAAUCAUCCAGAUGAGCUAAGAUUAUGACAUCUGCCCUGCAUUGCAAUAGUUGCAGAUGGUUUCAGUCUUUUGAUAUGUUAAUUUGUGCACGCCAGUUCGUGGGAGUGGAGAGUGUUCCUUGCUGCUGACCAACAUAGGUAUCAUAUUGUUUAUGCAACUCGACUUCCAUUUAUCUGUACAUUUUUCCUUAAGUGAUGUCAUAUUGCAGUUCAUUGAAAAUUCUGUAAAGUUCUUGUGUGGGAUUCACAUACUUUGAUUUGGAGAGGCUCAAAUGCGUUUAAUAUGUUUAAGGAGUAACUACUUUUUAUUUCUGUAGUUUGGACAAAUAUGUGUGUAUAUAUGUAAAUAUAUUUUCAGAAGUGUAUACAUAAACUCCUUAUACUUCAUUCUAAAAUGAAAUGUAAACAGUAUUCAAUUUAACAGUGACACUGCUUCACACACUAAUUUGUCCCAUAAAGACUUUAGAACAAAUGGAGGUUUAUGUAUUAUUUUUUUAAUAUUUUCACUUAUUUUUUGAAGGAAUGGUAAGAAUUGGCAGUUUUACAUGAUUUAGUUCACAGUUUUGGUGGAUUAUGUAUUGUUUUCUCGUUUUUAUUUGUCAAUCAAUGGUAAACACGACUAUCUUACAUAGGUCAUUACUUAUGUUAUAUAUUCUGCAUGCUGGAUUCAGUUUGUGCUGGUCUCUAAAUGUUGGUCACUUCAUCAUUUUAAAGCAUCUACUGGCACCAAUCAAUUUCCUAUCCUUUCUAACGAUGAUGUAUACUUAAAAGUAGUAUUGCACCAUGUAAACUAAUUUAUUAAAUGUGCAACAUUCAAAGCAAGAAAUGAUAGGUUUCGGAAUCCUUUGAAUAUGGGACAAUGAAAGCUAAACUGUACAUGAUGAAAUUGAUAAUUGUGAUGUAACACUGAAUCAUUUAUUUAUAAACGUAGAAGGGAGAAAAAAAGGCUUCAAAAUAUCACCCGGCCAAGUAUGAUUUUAUAUCGUUAUUUGCAUACUGAUGCCAUUCUUUUCGAUACAUUUGUUAAAUAUGAUCUCAGUCCAUUAUUAGAUUAUGCAUCUUCUGAUCCUGUUUCGCACUUUCACAUGUUGUAUCACGUAUGUGAUAUAUAGGGUUGAUUCCAAAUCUCUCUCUCUCUCUCUCUCUCUAUCCCGUAUGUGAUAUAUAGGGUUGAUUCUGUAAUUUGAAGGAAAAGCAGGUAAUUCCCAUGCAAGUGGAAUGGAGCAAAAGACCCACUUUGUAUUCACUAAUUAUCUACUCCUUGGACUUGGAUAAAGAUUAAACGGAUCAUGAUCCUGUCUUUGUAGAAUUUUCUUUUCCCUGGCAUUUGAUUUGUUUGGUGACAUUCAUACCCUGCCAUGAUUCAUAAGAGAACAUCAUUAACUUACCAUUCUUAGUAGAUCGCGAACCUUCAAGGCCCUAGGCAUUAUAGUCACAAUUUAUGAUCGCCAAUGGAGGAAAAAAGAAGGGUUCGAUUAAGUUCUCAUCAGCCACCAUUACUGUCAAUCUUGUAUUGUGGCUUUCCUUUCUUGCACAGCAUUCCCCUUAAAUCUCUGUUUACGCGCAUCUGGCCACAGAGAAUAAGACGGGCACUUUUGUUGUCCGAACCUUAUUGUCUGAAUCUCUGUUCAUGUACGCCUGAUGAAGACGAAAAAUGGACAGGCAGUGUAGCCAGGUGAAAAAUAGACUGUAAGAUUCAUGCUGUGGAGAGGCAUGCAUGCAUCAUUCCCUUUACAGGGUCAGUGCAAGCUAGAAGAAAAGCGUUUUCAAACAAGAACAAAUACGCAAGGACAGUUUAUCAUGCAAUGAAGUGGGGAUAGUCAUCUUGUUGUUUGAUGGAUUUAGGACCAACUUUAGGAGGCGGCAUCCAUGGACCAACUGUUCCUUGAGGCCAAUUCACUGAUCCAAGCCAUGUGCUAGUACUCUUUUGGCAUUCAGCAUAUGCUUUUGGAUGGCCCUACAUAGUGCUCUAUGAAGAAUGUGAGAGCCACGGCUACCACAUUAAUUCUUUGCAGCUUAAUUGAAAAAUGAAAUUUGUCUUUGGAUCUUUAUGCCGUGAUGGUUUGUUUGUUCUCUUGCUUUUUAGGCUCCUGGGAUGAAGAGGAGUACAUGGCUACUGUCUACUUUUUACGUACUCUGGCUGCUUUAAUUCCCAUGGUAUCAUGUAUCUGUGGAAUGUGGAAGUCUUUUCU